GCAAGUCUUGCGCAAAGGCUUAACUAACAGUUGUUUCCCAUGUGACCUUAUUUGCUUAAUUGCUACUAUGAGCAGAGCAGAUCUCACCGGCUGCAAUACAGUUUCUGGCAGUUGGCACUUACUGCAGACUUUACAACAGGUUCUCGUAGAACAAGAAAAACUAAAUUCCACAUAUAAGAGAAUUGCAGAGUUGUUCAGUGGAACGACCCACCUUGUCCAUGCGCCAGGCGCUCUUCAGUUCCGGGAUGUUCCCCAAGAAUAAAUUAAGCUCUUAAAACAAUUUCUGUACUCGCAAUUUGUGGUAGCCGCAUUUACUGUAAAAUAUGGGUCCAUCUGAUGCAGGAGAAGAUAGUUCCAUGUUGGACUACAGCUCUACAGAUGGCGACAGUUGUGAGUUCAGAAUAUUGAUGGCCUAUGCACAAAGGACUUUGCCAAUGGCUAAAGCAUCUAAAACUGUUAAAGAAGAAGCACACAUGCCUUUAGUUGAAGAGAGCAGUGGGAGUGCAUCAAAAGUUGAAUUACAUCAAACAGACAAAAUCCAAUUUGAUGGAAAAGUGAAAAGUCAUGCUUGUAAAGUCAAACACAGGAGAAAACCGCUAUGGAAAAGGAUUCCAUGCUUACGAGGAGAAACCGACAAAUCUGACAUUAAUUUGAAAGAGCAAGGAAUGAAGGAAGAGGAUAAGAUGGAAUGCAAAUCUUCACAUGAAUUUGCAGUUCCAGACACCACACAACAAAAUUCACAGCUUUCUGUUAAUGAUCAGGUUGCUGAAAUGUUGCAGGAGAUUAUGAACUCCAAGAUGCAGAAAGGUACCUUCCGGGUGCUUCGUUCCUGUAGUUUGGAAGUUGAUGGAGCUGAAGAUCAUCAGAAAGCCAUAGACCAGAUUAUUGCAAUAUUGACCACCGAAGGAGACCAUAUAAAUGAAGAAAUUAAAAAGGACCCCCAGUUUAGCAAACUAUUAGGUGAAAACUCAUCUUUUUCAAUUUUUAAAACCAUUAUGGAUUCUGUUCUUGAAGCAACCUUGCCUGCAGAAACGAAUUCUGAAAUGGAGAGUGAAACAGAAGGAAACUUGAAGAAGAUUGCCUUUGUUGUACAUGCGACCACUAGGUUUGCAGCUGCUGGUCAUCACCCAAUGGCUCGAAUUAUGGGUUUUGGUGCAAAGUAUUUGCAGGAACACUAUGCUACUUGGGUCAUGCAGAAUGGAGGAUGGGAAGAGUUAAUCAAGGCAAAGAAUACUAACUGACUGCAAGAUGCCCAUCUGUCACGUUUCCAAGCCAGAAUUUUGACUUGUAUUUCUCAGUCUGGUUCACAUUUUGAUAAUAAAUUAAUGUGAUGUGA
Molecule: messenger RNA, 1336 nt
Organism: Chiloscyllium plagiosum (whitespotted bambooshark)
Lineage: Eukaryota; Metazoa; Chordata; Chondrichthyes; Orectolobiformes; Hemiscylliidae
Biological process (GO): regulation of extrinsic apoptotic signaling pathway
Source: RefSeq, a predicted model, not a curated record